This is a messenger RNA of Coccidioides posadasii C735 delta SOWgp, 1200 nucleotides long. RefSeq lists its product as uncharacterized. Gene Ontology annotation, cellular component: plasma membrane. The record is from RefSeq and is a predicted model, not a curated record. NCBI's taxonomy places the organism in Eukaryota, Fungi, Ascomycota, Eurotiomycetes, Onygenales, Onygenaceae.
AUGGAAAGUCAGGCUACCAAUUAUCAAGCCAAUUCGGAGAAGCAGGCACCGCCCUCGAGUAUCAUAGGCGCUUUCAUCCUUCGACAAUAUCUCCUGAUAGGUAUUGGAAUUUCUUGCCUGCUGGCCUACUUUUUCCCAAACGUUGCUAAACACGGAGGAAUUAUACAUGCGGAAUACUCCAUUUUAUACGGUGCCGUUGCGAUAAUCUUCUUGAUUAGCGGCUUGAGCAUUGCGAAAGAAAAGCUCAUCUUACAACUGCUCAACUACAGAGUGCACAUCCUCGUCCAGGGAAUAUCCUUUUUAGUUGUUCCGGCCAUCAUGGUUGCAUUUGUUCAACUAAUCUACACAAGUGACCACGGCCGUCGAAUCGAUGAGGCAGUUUUGGCUGGAUAUAUUCUCGUGGGUUGCUUACCAACCACUAUUUCCUCUAACGUGGCGAUGACGAGGGAGGCUGGAGGUGACGAUGCCGUGGCACUGAUGGAAGUCUUAGUGGCAAACAUGCUGGGACCAUUUGUCACACCUGGUUGGACCGUGACUUUGCUCCCUAAAUCGCCCAGCUUUGAUCUCUGGAGGCAUGCUGAUUCGGACCUCGAUUCGCUGUAUCGUCAAGUUUUCCAAUCAUUGGGUCUAAGCGUGUUGAUUCCCUUGGUCCUGGGGCAGGUGAUUCGCUGGACAUGGCCCCAACAAGCGAAGCAUGUAGUAGAGACGUUUCACUUUUCCAAAAUCUCUGGGUGCUGCUUGAUUCUUCUGACAUGGACGGGUUUCUCUACCUGCUUCGCAACACAAGCGCUCGAGUCACUGACCAAAGAAUCCAUUAUAUUGGUUGUGUUCUUUAACAUCGGUCUAUACUUAUUUCUGACUGCGAUAUGUUAUUUUCUCUGUUGGCCUCCAACUUUCUUGAUGUCAAACCGUUUUAUCAGUCGUAUAUUCCGUCGGCUACCUCCCGUCGAAACUAUCGCGGUUUGUUUCUGCGGCCCAGCGAAGACAACUGGCCUUGGUAUCCCCAUGCUCUACGCGAUGUACAAAUCGAAUGACGUCUCUCUGAACGCGAGGAUGUCCGUCCCAGUAAUUUUAUAUACGACAGAGCAAAUCUUUUCUGCCCACUUUAUGGUUCAUUUAUUUCGAGCAUGGCUGAGAAAACUGCGUAAAAAGGAGGAAACUUCGAGCAGGAAUGUCGAACUUGCUGUGGUUAUGUUGUGA